UUAUUAUUCUUUUAUCAUAAUAAUGUCAGUACAUGCUAAAUACCAGUCUCCUUUGACUUCUCGUUAUGCCUCCAAAGAAAUGGCUUAUAACUUUUCUGAAGAUAAGCGUUACACUACUUGGCGUAAACUUUGGCUUAACCUUGCUAUUGCCGAACAACGUCUUGGUUUGACUGAUAUCACUGACGAAGCUAUUGAACAAAUGCGCGCCAACUUGGACAAUAUUGACUAUCAAGUAGCUGCUGAAGAAGAAAAGAAACGUCGUCAUGAUGUUAUGGCUCAUGUUCAUGCUUUUGGUUUGGUGGCUCCCAAAGCUGCUGGUGUUAUUCACGUUGGUGCUACUUCUUGUUAUGUCACUGAUAAUGGUGAUCUUAUUAUUUUACGUGAUGCUUAUGAUUUGGUGAUCAAGAAAUUGGUACAUGUGAUUGAUAUCUUGAGCAAGUUUGCAAAAGAAUAUCGUGAUCUUCCUACUCUUGGUUUCACUCAUUUCCAACCUGCUCAAUUGGUCACUGUGGGUAAACGUGCUACUCUUUGGAUUCAAGAAUUGUUAUGGGAUUUACGUAAUUUCGAACGUGCUCGUAAUGAUUUGAAAUUCCGUGGUGUCAAGGGUACUACUGGUACUCAAGCUUCUUUCAUGGCUUUAUUCAAUGGUGAUCAUGAUAAGAUUGAAGAAUUGGAUCAACUCGUGACUGAAUUAUCUGGAUUUUCUGAAGCUUACCCAGUGUGUGGUCAAACUUAUUCUCGCAAGAUUGAUAUUGAUGUCUUGAAUCCUCUUUCUGGUUUUGGUGCUACUUGCCAUAAAAUUGCCACUGAUAUUCGUUUAUUAGCUAAUCUCAAGGAAAUCGAAGAACCUUUUGAAAAGGAUCAAAUUGGUAGCUCUGCUAUGGCUUACAAGCGUAACCCUAUGCGAUGUGAACGUGUAUGCUCUUUGUCUCGUCACUUGAUGGUCCUUGUCAAUGAUGCUCUUCAAACCAGUGCUGUACAAUGGUUCGAACGUACUUUGGACGACAGUGCUAUUCGCCGUAUCUCUUUACCUGAAGCUUUCUUGACCACCGAUAUUUUGUUGACCACUUUACAAAACAUCUUUGAAGGUAUGGUUGUGUAUCCCAAGGUGAUUGAACGUCGUAUCCGUCAAGAAUUACCCUUUAUGGCUACGGAAAAUGUCAUCAUGGCCAUGGUGAAGAAAGGAGGUGAUCGUCAAGAAUGUCAUGAACAAAUCCGUGUCCUCUCUCAUCAAGCUGCUCAUGUUGUCAAGAUGGAAGGUGGUGAAAAUGAUUUGAUUGAACGCAUUCAAAAGACUGAAUACUUCAAGCCUAUCUGGGAUGAAUUACCUGCUCUCUUGGAUCCUUCCACUUUCAUUGGCCGUGCUCCUCAACAAGUCGAUAGUUUCUUGGUCAAGCAUGUUGAACCUGCUUUGGCUCCUUAUGCUGAAGCUCUCAAGGACAAGACUCGUGCUGAAUUGUCUGUUUAGAUCUUUUUUUUUUUUAUCGUUAUUAUUAUUAUUCGUUUGAUUGCAUUCAUCUUUUUAGUAUAGACUUUUUUUUUUAUAACAUGUCCUUAUAUAUACAUAGAUAUUUUAUACU
Halteromyces radiatus is the source of this 1580-nucleotide messenger RNA. Its product is annotated as adenylosuccinate lyase. Gene Ontology annotation, molecular function: (S)-2-(5-amino-1-(5-phospho-D-ribosyl)imidazole-4-carboxamido) succinate lyase (fumarate-forming) activity; N6-(1,2-dicarboxyethyl)AMP AMP-lyase (fumarate-forming) activity. Gene Ontology annotation, cellular component: cytosol. Gene Ontology annotation, biological process: 'de novo' AMP biosynthetic process. The coding region runs from base 23 to 1468 and encodes 481 amino acids. The transcript is spliced from 3 exons. The record is from RefSeq and is a predicted model, not a curated record. NCBI's taxonomy places the organism in Eukaryota, Fungi, Mucoromycota, Mucoromycetes, Mucorales, Cunninghamellaceae.